Exophiala dermatitidis NIH/UT8656 is the source of this 5013-nucleotide messenger RNA. RefSeq lists its product as uncharacterized. The transcript has a single exon. The coding region runs from base 1 to 5013 and encodes 1670 amino acids. Lineage: Eukaryota; Fungi; Ascomycota; Eurotiomycetes; Chaetothyriales; Herpotrichiellaceae. The record is from RefSeq and is a predicted model, not a curated record.
AUGGACGACACCUCGAACAACCUGGAUGUCGAGGGAGAAAACUUUACAGAAGACCCCGGCCCCCGUGAACUCGAGGAAGUCGCUGGCCUGGGUAUCUUCAUCUCGCCUCAGAGACGGGUGCGUCCACGAACAGCCAGCAGACGUGCCCAGUUCAGUCCACCUCUAAGUCCGCCUCGCAGGAGCCCUCCGAUUACGAAUCUUGUGGGAAGCAUGUACGACACGAUCCUUGCACAGGCGUCUCCGGUGCUCAAGGCGGCUGCAAACCAGGAAAGAAAAUCAGAGCAGACCACGGACGAGGUAGAGCGGAGAGCACCACCUGGACAGGAUCAAAUUUCACCCGCGCUAUCGCAAACGUCCGGUAAUGUUGUGGACUAUUUCGACCAGGGUGAGUUCCAGGAGCCUCAGGAGAUGGCAGAGUCAAAGGAGUCUGAAAGAGCCCAAGGCCCUCUGGAAGCUCAGGAUUUGCAUGACGAAAAUACCCCAGACCAAUCGCAACCCGAUAAAAUCUUUUCCGAAUUGGAACUGCGAGCCAGAUACAGAGAGCUACUCGCGGAGAGAGACAAGUUGCGGCAACAGAAUAAGGAGCUGGGCGAGCAGGAGGUGGACAUGGCGAAGAAACAUCAAAAAGAAAAGGACCUGCUCCACCAGCAAGUAAUUGAAAUGGAAGCCCUUUAUCGCUCGCGAAGGCAGAAGGAAGCAUACCUCGAAGAAUCAGGGGAAAUGCUUCACAAGAGCUACUGCGGCAAUCAAGCGGACCUGGCAGAGAUGACACGCAAAUAUUCAGAGCUAUCUCGGACAAAGGCUGCAUUGGCGAAGGAGUUGUCCGACAUGAAGGAAGCAAAAUCCAAACUUCUGGAAGCAUGUCAAGCCAAAGACGAGGAGAUGGCCAAACUCAACAGGAUGGUCGAAGAGGUCACGACGUGUAGUCUACAAUUUGAGACUAUGUCCCAGGUCAGUGAGCAGAAAUGCGAGGAGAUUCGCCAGCGCGUCAAGGCCUGUCACGACUGGGUCAAGAAUGUCCACCAAGAAGAAGUUCAAAGAGAUCAGGACCAAGUCCGAUUCUGCGACACUCGAAUGAAUGCGCUGUUGCCCAAGAAGCGACGAGUUCGUCACUCUGCAGCAUCGGCGGCAGCGCGUUACCAGACUCUGGAGGCAUUCCUCAACUCACCGGGCAGCAGCGUCGCCUCUCCGUUGGAAAACCUAGUCAAUUCUCCUAAGAAUGCCACUGUCAGGCACACGCCGCCCGUGGACAGAGACUCGAUCGGGUCUAAUCGUUCAAGCCUGCAGUUUUCCCUGCACAACUCUCCUGAUAACAUUCUACAGCGGACCUCGUCAAUACCAUCAGGCUCCGCGGGAAGCACUCCGGACUGGUUCCGCGAUGCCCUUCUUGGCCUGCAAUCGGCGGCAGCCAGCCCUGAACUGCUAAACUUGGCUGUAGUGGAGCAUGAAAACGCUUCUCCAGGUCACUCUCGCAUGUCUCUCGACGUGGCGGAUUUAAAGAGGCUCAUAAACGCGUCAGGACUACAGUCCUCGGGUCCUCAAACCAGCCCAGACCAUAUUCUGCGCAUGUUGGACAGCCCAAGUCGUCCUGAACCCUUGAGACUGCAGACUAGCAGCGACCAAACUGAAGAUGAGGACAAGGUAGAGGCAGGUGAGCCGAUCUCGGUUACAGACGACGACGAGUCGAAUAUAUCCAUGGAAACAACUGAAACUGAAGACGGCACCGACUAUGUCACUUCAACCAGUCCUCAGUGCAUGCUCGUGCAAUCAGAAACAGGACAAUCUGAUAAUGUGCCUCUGGAUAGGAGCGAGGCAAGGUCCAUGAAUUCUGAACGGCAUUCCACGGGCACAGACAAGCCCCCUAGCUCAACUGAUGCUGAUCCGGAAUUCAAAGAGGACGGCGUGGAAGUGGCUUCAGAGGGCCAGCGGUUGCCGGAAGCUGGGAAUGCCUGUGCGGACGAGUCGACAUCGAAAGCCUCCAUCAAUCUACCUCAAAGCCCUGGCAAACCUACUCGGCGAGUCAAUGUGCUUCAGAUGACAGGCAUUGGCAGUGUCGGAAUCACAGCAUCGAGCGACCCGCUGCCUGAAUCCAGCAAUGUAGCGGGUGAUCGGUCAUCUGGAGCCAACAUCAGCGGAGUCAUUACUCCACAGAAAACUUCAGUCAAAGACAUCGUCAAUCAGUUCCAAGGGCUUUCCCAAAUCGACCCGUCACCUAGGAGGGAGGGCUUUGGCUUGAGCUCUGUUCGUGCAGCACUGCAGUCUCCUAGCAACAAUCCGAAUUCGGAUAAAACCAUGACAUUUCCGUUGGUUGAAGACGUUUCUUCUGGGACACAACCUGGCACGCAUAGUCUCCCACUUGAGAAUGCCUUGAAGGGGGCCAGAGACCAGAGGCGGACCAGCAUGAGCGAAAAGGCUCGCGUGUCGGCGAAGAAGCUCGCUCCCAUCAAAACAAAACCGACAGCGCUUCCGGCUUCAACUUCUAGCCCGACGAGAAGUUCACCACUUCGACAAUCCAUUGAACCUGUGGAAGAAACGAUUGCCGAAGAAAUCAUGUCUCCAAUCUCGCCUUCCGUGUACAAGGACAAGCUUGCAGAAACUGCAGCCACAAGCAGUGCCAUACAGUACCCCGAAACUCCUGGGCUUCGCAGACGGUCACCCAUGUCUCCGCAACAACCGCCGCUCACGGCAGUCCCAGUCCUGUCCCAGGAUGACCGGCGUGAAGGGGCGCACACUGGCGCCAAAUCGAGGUCACCAUCGCCCGCAGGCACAGACAGUACAUGCUUCAGUAGGUCCCCUGGAAUGAGCCAGAGUUCUCCUGGAACGACGCAUAGUUCCCCCGCAAUGAGUCAGAGUUCUCCUGGAACGACACAGAGCUCCCCUGGCACGACCCUCGUGGGCUCAGAGUAUUCCGGUGGUUCUAAGAGCCGUGAGGUCAGCUUCUCACCGGAAACCCAAUGGGACAGAAGGAGUACAAGAAGCAGAUCGUCAAGUUCCUCUAGGCUGGCUGAGAAUCCACCGCCAUCGUCUGUUGGUAGUCCUAGCGAACGCCAUUCCCAAGUGGUAAAAACUCCUGUUACAGCCACGAGAGCCACCAUGUUCGAACCUCGACAACCAGUGACAGACAUCUUUAUCGUCAUUGAUGAUAAAUCUGAAAGCACGCCGGACCUUUACGACAGUAUCUCUAAAGGCGCUCUCAAAACUUUGUCCUCUGAGUCUGCACCUGCAGGUCCGAUGUCUAAAGGGUCAAUACCCAACAGUCGACUCAGAAAGGGCUCUGUUUCUGGAACCACGAUCAAGGCCGCCACCGCACCAGUCGUUUCAGCGGCCAAGUCUUUCGCAAAUACACUUGGCUCCCUCGGCCGCAAGGCUUUAGGCAGGGUUCCAGCUGAAGACGAGACCGACUCAGAAGCCGAAGCCGGCUACGAAACGGUAUUUACUCCGUUCUUGGGAGCAGGAUGGAAAGCAGAGAGUUCUCCAGCUACCACAGACCAGGGAGCCACUUCUGGACCUACAGGUGGAAACGAAGCAGAAGCAGAAGCAGAAACACAAGCAGAUCCUGAUCCGAAGUUGGAGAUCGCGGAAAGUGACUCUGACUCUGACGAUGACGAUGAUGAAGAUGAAGAUGACGAUGAAGGAGGAGUGACCAUCAGUCAAGCAGAAUCCUCGACUCCUCGAUGGCAAAGCAGUCCCUCGUCUACCCCAAGGUCCGGGCCACCAAGUCCCUCCUUCUGGUCUGGCCUCGGAGACCAAGGACCCCGACUUAUCUUCGUCUCUAUCGUCGUGGCGUACGUCGCUUUGGCGCUGUUCAUCCUUAUACGGGGUCCUCUGUUCUCGGCUCUGUAUCUCGACGGGGAUAAGAUGACAUCUAGGGGUUUCUUGCACCGUUCUCAGCAAGUCAUCAACCCUUCCCGAACCGAUUCCACCGGUCCCGUCGAGUCGUGGCCUGAAAGAGGCGUUCCUGGUCCGAUGGAUGUGGGCAUCGGUAUUGAUAUUGAUAUUGGCAUUGACGACGACACGACAUUCCCGUCCAGUGCUCCAAAGAUACCAGACACGCAGGUGCCCAUCGUGGAGGUGGAUGGUGUUUCAAUGGUUUCAACCUCCAGCCCAAGUUCCAGUUCAACUGCCAUAAACUCAGUCAUCGAACCCGAAGUUCAUGUCACCUGCGGUCCUAGCGCCAUGCCAUGCCAGGGUGCAGCUGAUCAUCCGGAACCUGAAUCCACGGCUCCAACAUACGAAGAAACGAGGCCGCUGCCGCCAAUGACCGGACAAACCGAUGCUGCUGGAUCGUCGAUAAGAACCACCUUCAAUACUCCUCUCACUGCCACUGACUCUCGCUCUCGCUCUGGCCCAAGACCAGCCUGUGACUCUGAGACCGGCGGCGCUGCGGCAACAAGACGGGGUACCAAGACCGGGACCGCGACCGCGACUCCUGGAAGCCGAAUUGCCCAAACGAAUUCCUUAUCGCCGCACAGUCUUGCCAUCCGCUCCAUCAUCAACAGGGCCAUUAAUCUUGUCUCUCAAGCCAAAGGCAGAGCUGUAGAUUACAGAUUUGUGUUUGGACGAAAUCACCCACUUAUCCAAAUUGUCGAAGAGAAGCAGCAGAAACAGCAGGGCAUUCCUCAUCGUCUGGCUUCUGCAACCAUCACAACCACAACUCGAUCCAGCAGUCGGGACAUAAUGACCGAGACCCAGACCCAGAGCCAGGAGAAUCAGAGUCGAGUUUGGAGUCAAACCCAAAUGGAAAUUACUCACGACAGACACCACACCGACACCGACGCCAGCACAAAUGACUCUGAGGCGGACACUGAUGUCGUCUCUGAGACAAGUACUUACCCGGCUACCGAUCCAGUCUUGGUAAAGACGAAGUCGACUCCAUUGGCUCCGCCCAAGCCGCCGCCGACGUUGCGGAGAUCUACCAUGAAAACUGGAACUGGUCCCACAUACUGGGGCUUCGUGCCGAGUAUUCAGCGCAGAAUUGAUAUUGCUAGGUUCGAUUUCGGGAUUGGAAUUUGA